GGCAAACGGAUGAUGAGAUCUUCAAUCUAGUCCCGGCGCGAUUCACUUACCGGACGACUUCCGAGCAGCUAAGAUGACUGCAGCAGCACCGACAGCAGCGACAGCUAAGUCCAAAUCCUAUCAAUGGGUGGCCCCCGAUGGCGGCUGGGGCAUACUCGUCUGCAUUGGCAUGGCGCUGCCAUUCAUCAGCGGCCUGGCAGCGUUGCCCUCGUUUGGCCUAAUCUUUGGCGACUUCCUAAAGAGCAUCGGCGCCGGGACGAGCGCCAUUGCCAUCAUAACCAGCUCAUUCUUUUGCUCGCUGAGCUUUGCGGGUCUCUUCUCCGGCUCGCUGUUCCGAAAGUUUGGCAUGCGGCCCGUGGGCUUGGCCGGUGGCAUCCUUUACUUUGUGGGCACGGGCAUGCAGGUGUUUGCCAAUACAACGCUGCAGCUGACCUUUGCAUUCAGUUUGUUGCAGGGCACCGGAUUCGGCCUAAUCAUUCCCACCAGUUAUACGUCGUUUAACAACUAUUUCGUGAAGAACCGCGUCAUGUGGAUGAGCUUCGCCCAGUCGCUGAUUGGCCUCGGCUCGAUGGUCUAUCCCAUUCUGAUGCAGAUGCUGAUGCAGACGUACGGCUUCCGUGGCUGCCUUCUGGUGCUCACGGGGAUCAAUGCGCACGCCGUGCUGGGCAUGCUGCUCAUGCAUCCUGUCGAGUGGCAUAUGCGGCGCGUGCCUGUCGAGGAGGAGGCACAGCAGUUGCAGCCUAUUGUUCAGCCAACGGUCGUGGUGCACAUUCAGCCAGAGACGCCACUGACACCGAUACCAGAACUCGACUUUGGGCCAAAGACAAAUGGCGGGGCUGCGGCGGUUCCCGAUUCACUGCCAGUUUCGCGUUUGGGCUCACGUCGUGUCUCGCACGUGGACGAGCACAUGCUGAAGCUAAUAUCCAGUCGCUCCUCCAGCAUCACCAGCCUGGGCAACUGGUCUGGCCCGAUAGUUGUCACCGAUGCGUCUCCACAGAUGCAGCACAGCCUGCAGGCAUCGCGACGCCAUUCCAUUGUCAGCGACCCCAUUGUCAACGCUCCGAAUCCGAUGGCCAAUGCAUCCGAUGGCAGUGCUGUGGCCAAGCGAAGCUGCUGGGGCACCAUUGCCGAUUUCCUCGAUCUGCCACUCCUCAAGCAACCCAUCUACGUUAACAUCGUGCUGGGCAUCACGUUCGCUCUAUACUCGGACAUCGCCUUCUUCACCAUACACCCGUCUUAUCUGUUUGAACUGGGCUACAGCAAGCCUGAUACUGCAAAUAUCAUAGCUAUUGGCGCCGCUGCGGAUCUGCUAUCUCGCAUAUUUCUGGCAAUUACUGCGAUUUUCAUUCAAGUGCCAGCACGUUACAUUUACUUGACUGGUUCCCUUUUCACUGUUUUCACCAGAUUUGCUUUCAACGGCAUUACUGAUUUCGUAGGGAUGGCCUGCAUCACAGCCGUGCUUGGCUUCUUGCGCACUUGGAUUCAUGUUCCGCUGCCCUUGGUGUUUGCCGAUUACUUGCCAAAAGAUCGAUUUGCCAGUGGCUACGGCCUGUUUAUGUUUACGCAGGGAAACGCAAUGUUUAUAAUUGGUCCAAUUGUGGGUUAUAUACGAGAUCGAACACAAGACUAUUUGUUGGUUUUCCACAUUUUGAACGUCUUCAUGGCCCUCUGCGCUGUGCCUUGGAUCAUCGAAAUUUUGUGUGUUAAAUUUCGCCGGCGCAACAAACUCGAGCAGAAUAAUGUGUGUGAGCACGACAAUGGAAACAACAGGAUGGUGCACUAAAAAGCGUUUGGCUGUUGUAAUUUUAUGCGUAUAGAAUAAACGAAUGUUAGUUUUCAUACACCACGUAGGUAUAAUUGAAUAAACAGAGAAGCAAACACAAAA
Molecule: messenger RNA, 1885 nt
Organism: Drosophila mojavensis
Lineage: Eukaryota; Metazoa; Arthropoda; Insecta; Diptera; Drosophilidae
Product: monocarboxylate transporter 7
Exons: 5
Coding region: 74-1783 (569 amino acids)
Biological process (GO): monocarboxylic acid transport; transmembrane transport
Molecular function (GO): monocarboxylic acid transmembrane transporter activity
Source: RefSeq, a predicted model, not a curated record